Melanotaenia boesemani (Boeseman's rainbowfish) is the source of this 1777-nucleotide messenger RNA. RefSeq names its product PRA1 family protein 3-like. Gene Ontology annotation, cellular component: membrane. Gene Ontology annotation, biological process: negative regulation of transport. The transcript is spliced from 3 exons. Lineage: Eukaryota; Metazoa; Chordata; Actinopteri; Atheriniformes; Melanotaeniidae. Bases 43 to 618 code for a protein of 191 amino acids. The record is from RefSeq and is a predicted model, not a curated record.
CUUGUCUGUUUGUUUGUGUUUUUUUUUACUGCACGUUGAAACAUGGCAGCCAAAAUGGAGCUGGCGCCCCUAAGACCGUGGGACGACUUCUUCCCUGGAACAGACCGAUUUGCUAAACCAGAGUUUGGAGAUUUAACAAAGUGGAAUAACAGAGUGAUCAGUAAUUUACUGUACUACCAGACUAAUUAUUUCGCCUUGGCCGUGGUGGUUUUCAUCAUUGUAGGGUUCCUGAAUCCAUUUGGCAUGUUUCUGGGAGGUGCUGUGGUGUCUCUGGUCUUCGGGGUUUCUGUGUGGGCCGGAGAAAACAAGGCCACCAUCAAGAACUUCAAAAAGAAGAAUCCCACUCUGUUUGUGAUCGGUGUGAUGGUCACCAGUUACUUUCUGCUGUCACUGUGUGGUGGGGUCAUGGUCUUCAUCUUUGGGAUCACUUUCCCUUUGCUGUUAAUCCUGAUCCAUGCUUCUCUGAGACUCCGCAACAUGAAGAAUAGGCUGGAGAACAAGAUUGAAGGUGUUGGGCUAAAGAAGACCCCAAUGGGUGUCAUCAUGGAUCUCCUGGAUCAACAGGAGGAGAGAAUGAACAAGAUUCAGGAUUUUAUUGAAAGUAAACUGAAGGAGUAAAUCUUCAGCUGAGAGUUUGCCGCAGGAAGCUUGUGUCAUACAGUAUGAAUUUAGAUUUUUCUGACAUUAUUUGGUGUGUCGCAGUUUUGCUCCCACCCUCUUCACACGUAAAGUUACUGAUAUCUGCAUUCCCACUUCUCUUUUUUUUAUUAAUUAUUUUUGUUUACACUCACAUACUGAUUUUGAAGUGUGUCGAUGAGUAACACAAGGUUUGUGCAAUCAUUAUGUGAACAGGAGGUUAAUUUGGUUACCAAAGCUUUGAACAUUUCCAUGUCCAUAUAUGUCUAAAAUCAAGCCAUUUCUGUUGCUGACAGUGCACUUUGUUUUACAAGAUAAUUAGGUAUUUAAUUCAGCAAAAUGAAGUGGAAUAUCUAAACAGAAUAAUAGAAAUGAAUAGGAAGAAAGAAAGGAAAAAAAAGAGUAACUUUCAGUUUGCUACCUCAAAAUGAGCUAGUUUGUUUCUCAUCUCACUUAAUCAAACCACAUAACCAACACCAAGAGAACUGCUGGCUAAACAGCAAUAAGUUUAAUUAAAGAGUUCAGAUCUGAGAUCAAUUUGUUACUAAUAGGUUAGCAGUAAGGACAAAAAAUGUUAUAUACAGUAUGUGGUGUCAUAGCCUGACUGACGAGACAGUAGUGUGGUUUUUCUUGCUGUCUGUAGUUUGUUCCUGCAGUGCCUAGCCAUACAGGCUGGCAUUGGUUUAUCUGCUCUGAUCACAGUUAUGCAAUACUGAAAAAUGAAUGGCAAGUGCAGCUUUGUUUGAAUAUAUUGUAAUGAUAUGUGCAAGUUUGAUUAUUUGGAUAUGACUUCAUAACAUAGCAUGCAGAACUGUAACAAAUGGCUGCAGAAUUUAAGUAAAUGCUGAAUUAUAUACAUCCUGUGUGUAAAUCCCUAGUAAACCACCUGCCCUUGAGAUAAGUCAAAUGUGUCAUGUGUAAAGUGUUUAUUUUUACACCUAGUAUUUAUUUGCAGGUGUCUCUAGUUGCUUUUUGUAUAAGCACAUUGACUCCAGUCUGUGCAUGCAACAUUGACACUUAGCAGAGUCUGUAUACAUCAUAUAAAUCGUAUAUAUCUACAUUUCUAUGUGACUUUUUCAGUCUUGAAAAGAAAGCAAUGAACAUGACUGUCCUCUAUAAAAUAAAAAUAAAUUUAAUUUGG